GGGGGCGGAGCCGCGCGCACUUUGUUCUGGACCUCCGCUACCUGCUUCCCUUCGGUCUCAAGGGUAAUCUAAAAGUCAUAAAAGAUUAUUGCACUGUCGCUGGAGAAGAUGGAAACAGCAGGAACUGUGUCUAAUGGAGGAGGGCCUGUUUAUGAGGAGAAAGAAGAAACUCUCAGUCCGGAGGACCUGUCUGAGAUGCUAGCAGCAGGAACAAAGGAGGUCCAUGAAAAGGCUGAAAACACUCAGUUUGUCAAAGAUUUUCUCAGGGGACGCAUCCGCAAAGAGCUGUUCAAGCUUGGCGCUGUGGCACUUUACUACACAUACUCGGCCAUGGAGGAGGAAAUUGAAAGGAACAAGGACCAUCCCCACUUUGCUCCUCUUUAUUUCCCGGCAGAGCUGCACCGCCAUGAGGCUCUGGCCCGAGACCUGGAGUACUUUUACGGUCCCGACUGGGAGAGUCAGGUCAGCUGCUCCCCAGCUACGCAGCGCUACGUGGACCGAAUCCACCAAGUUGGCCAGGAAGACCCCGUGCUGCUGGUGGCCCACGCCUACACCCGAUACAUGGGAGACCUGUCGGGGGGGCAAGUGCUGAAGAAGGUGGCGCAGAGAGCGUUGAAGCUGCCGCCCACAGGAGAGGGUCUGGAGUUCUAUCAGUUUGAGGCCAUCCAUAGUGCCAAAGCGUUUAAGCAGCUGUACCGAAGUCGCAUGAACGAGCUGGACCUCAACGUGGAAACAAAGAAGAAGCUGGUGGACGAGGCCGUCAAGGCCUUCCUGUUUAACAUGGAGGUGUUUGAUGAGUUAGAGGAGAUGGGAAAAUCCAUCCAGGAGGAAGUUCUGGAUGCCGGUAUGCCCGUCCAUGGAACAACGGGGGGAGACAUCAGCAAGUGCCCCUACUAUGCCGCACAAAUGGCUGCCUCCGGUGGAAAAGCGUACGUCUGUCAGCUGGCCAUGGCCGUCCUCCGACACCCAACGGGACAGGUGCUGUGUGCCACCUGGUGUGCUGCCUUAGCUGGAUUGCUUGCAUGGUACCUGAUGUGACCUGAACCUGGGUCCGUUACCCUGCUGCCGGGUGGGAAACACGACAGAGGAUCGGAGACGGGAGGACAGCGAGGAGACGGAGAAAUUUCCACCAUGUCGUCGUUUAAUCAAAACAUUCAAGCUCAGCUCCAAGCCUAUUUCAUGUGUCCUAGAAUCGGAAGCUUAAAAUAGCCUGGGAUCGCUCUCCAGCUGUGCAGUUCAAACAAAAAGAGCAUUAGGACCAUUAAGACGUCGAUGUUAUCCAUCAAGCCGCAGCUUGAUACAGUGUUCUCCACCGCUUUCACAAUAUGCUGUGCAAAUAUUUGCCAUUACUGAUAGAACUGUCAUUUUAACUCAAAUUAAAUCAGUAUUUUAGUUUAAAUCUAACCAUAAUUUAUCAUAAUCAUAGACAAGCUUAUGAUUCAGGGUUUCACAAACUGUGAUUACAUUUGAAGCACCAGAGACAAAUAUAUACAUAUAUAAAAAAUGGUUUAAAUGGUUAAAAAAGCGUAUAAACUGGUCAAGUUGUUACAUUUCUUGUAGUUUCAUUCAGCAGUUUGGAUGAAUAGAAAAAUUCUAUUGAUUAUGCAAAACGAUGAUGGUCACAUCAGAUGUGCAACAUACGUCCGAUUCCUGACGUUAUCGUUGCUCUUUCCCAACUCUUUAUCCUUCCCACGCUCCUUUUGUGGUUUCAUAAUUGAACUGAUUUAUUUUCCCUUGAAAAUCUGGGCUUGCUGAACAGUGAUAUCUUAUUUAAACAGUGUAUUUAUCCAGGAGACUCGACAGGUCGCGCUGAUCAGGCCUUGAAUGAGAACAAGUGUCAGCGUUUGUCUCGUCACGGCUGCUGUUUUCUACUAUUUCACAUUUAUUUCCCAGACGCUUGUGUUUGUCUGUCCUGAAAGCCAGUAAUAGGAUUCAUGAGCUUUUCAGUUUUUUGGCAUGAGGACGACAAACAGCUAGAAGUAAAUAUGCAGAAUAUGUUGAUACCUGCCAGUGCAUGUUCACUUAUGCUAUUUUGCUGUUGGGAACAUCUGUGAUCGUGCAUCUUGUAUUAGUAUGGGUUUAAAAAAACAAACAAAAACCUGCCUGUUGAUAUAAUUGCACAGCUUAAAUAUCCAAAAAUGAAUGAAUCAUUGCUGGUGUAGUAAUACCUCUCCCUGGAGCCUAUAUUAGGACCAAGGGGUGAUUCCAUGGUUUUAGAAGGAAAUAACCUUUUUUUUUUUUUUUUAAAUAAUAAUAAUGCUUUAUUCUUGUAAUAGACUUUUACUUGAAGGUUACUUACAGUAUAUCUGAGUGUUACGGUUUAUGCAUCCAUUUCUGAUGGAUGUAACUAAUUUAAACUCUUAUUGACCUGUGUAGGCAUCACCAAUACUGUAUAUAGGGGUAAUUCCCAGAUAGAUAAGAUUAAUUCAGUGGUGUGAAUACAGUAUGUAGCGUACGUAAAGAUGAAUAUUUAUCCUGAACUUUGUUUUCCUCCUCCGUGGCAGUUCAGACUCGGAUGACCAAAACGUACCAGCGGAAAAGCAACACUUCAGUCAGGUUGUCUGUGCCGGUAAUUUGCACAACGGCAUUCAUGCAGAAAUGGAUGUGCGGUAUUUUUUUUUUCCUUCAGGGUAACGGUUGUAGUGCAGCUCAUCGAUAUUAGACACAGAGAAAUAGGAAUAAUGAUGUUUUGUAUUUUGAAAGUCUCAGGUUCACGUUGGGCGUUACAUGGAGGACUGAUGCAAAGGCUGUUUGAUACACACCUGUGUGUUUCAUGUUAAUUCAUUUUUACAAUGCAAGCAAGGUGAAUGGCUUUGCUUCAGUGUUUUUUGACAAACGGAAGAGGCGUGACGGCGAUAUAUGAAAUUCUUUUGAUUAAUUCAUGUUGAUUUUGAAUUGUUGCAUUUUCAUUAACUCUCCUCUAAUCCCUUUGUGCAUCUAUUAAAAGCUUUAUCAGUGACCGACUAGAACACUCUCAUUGUGUGAGAUUAUGCUGUCAAUGAUUAAAAUGUUUCCACGUUCAUGAUGAAACAAACUCGAUUCAUUGGGGUUUUGGGUCACAGCUGAUUUAUCGACAGGAGGCAGCUGGAGGCUUUUCCAUGUGGACUUCACCCUGUUGAGCUCAUGUUUGAUCGAUUGAAAAAAAAAACAACUAGAGUAUGAUGUAAAAACAAGCAUAAAAAGAUACAGCAAAUGUUUUUGUUACGCUUCUUGGAAAUAAAUGUUAUUCUGA
This is a messenger RNA of Salarias fasciatus (jewelled blenny), 3232 nucleotides long. It is a transcript of the gene hmox2b, whose product is annotated as heme oxygenase 2b. Bases 109 to 1038 code for a protein of 309 amino acids. Gene Ontology annotation, biological process: heme catabolic process; response to oxidative stress; heme oxidation. Lineage: Eukaryota; Metazoa; Chordata; Actinopteri; Blenniiformes; Blenniidae. The record is from RefSeq and is a predicted model, not a curated record. The transcript is spliced from 6 exons. Gene Ontology annotation, molecular function: heme binding; heme oxygenase (decyclizing) activity.